This is a messenger RNA of Tigriopus californicus, 1246 nucleotides long. RefSeq lists its product as uncharacterized. The record is from RefSeq and is a predicted model, not a curated record. NCBI's taxonomy places the organism in Eukaryota, Metazoa, Arthropoda, Copepoda, Harpacticoida, Harpacticidae.
UGAUUGGUCUUGUUCUCUACAUUGCUUCCAAUGUGGAAUGCAUAUCUCGAGCUCGGUUGAAUCAUACAUUCUCCCCACUCGGUUUCCACCGACAGAAGAAGCUGUUCAGUAUUUUCAACAUUGUUCAAUUCAAGAAUGACCCGUGCUCCGCUCUUUCGGGAGGAGAUUUGAGAGGAACUUGUUUGAGUGCUCAAGAAUGUUCCACCCAAGGCGGGUCAGCAGAUGGAAAAUGUGCUGCAGGUUUCGGUGUUUGUUGCCUCUUCAGGAUAACCGGUUGUGGCGGUUCGGUGACCAAGAAUUGUACCUACGUCAGGAAUGCCGGCUUUCCUGCUUCCGACCCAAAUAACGAUAGAAUUUGUACUGUGACUCUCAACCGUUUUGCUAAUGAUAUUUGCCAAAUUAGGUUGGAUUUUCAAUCGACGACCACGUUGCCAUUGGGAACAGAUGCCGGUUCCUGUGGUGGAACGGGAGACAGCUUGUCGGUGAUCAGUCCACAUUCCUCUUCGCGAAACGCUUUUCCGCCGGCAAUCUGCGGCAUUCUCACCGGUCAACAUAUGUACUUUGAAAGUGGACGAAUGGGUGGUUCUGCGGGCCAAAUUGACAUUUUCCAAGGCUCAGCCCCAGGAGAAAGACGAUUCAAUAUCAAAGUGACUUUUAUUCAUUGCAACAGCAAGGUCCGGGCCCCUAGUGGCUGCACUCAGUACUUUACGGGAUGUACAGGAACAAUUAUGUCGUAUAACUUCCCGGGUGGACAAUUGUUGGGGGACCAGCUUUAUGGCAAUUGCAUUCGACAAAACGAGGGAUAUUGCUCAGUCCAAUAUUCGGAAACUCCCAUCACGAACCCUGAUCCAUUCGAUUUGGAUGCACCGGAUCCCAACGCCAGUGUCACGGACAACUGUAUGAUGAAAAACCACAUUACUAUUCCCAGCAAAGUGACCGAUCUUUUAAUGGCUUCAACGCCAGAUCCCCAACAAGACGUCGUUACUUAUGCCCCUUCCAUGCGAUGCAACACCGUUUUUGGAGGUGCCCCAAGAACCACCAUCCCAGGAACAUUAGUUUCUGAAGCGGACGUCCCAUUUGUGGUGAAUUUGCGAACCUUGCCCAGUGCGAGUGGCCGAUUGGAGUCCUUCUCCGGAUUCAGCUUGGAUUACACCCAGGUCCCUUGCUGAACUAUUGUGCAUAUGUAUUCUCUUGUAAUGUCAACAGCUAAUAAAUUAAAACGACGAUCUUUUCAUUGCUACACAAA